AACCUACUUCACAUUUCUUCUUCUUCUCCGAUGACUGCUCUCUCACUCUCACUCUCACUCACACUCACAUCAUUACCUUCCUUCUACGCGCUUCCCUCUACUACGUGCAAAUCACGCGCCUCUCCACCUGGUAUCACCGCCUAUCUGUCUCUUUCCAGAAGACCGGAGCUUCUUCGACAAGAUCGCCGGCGAUCAAUUGAAGCCAUGUCCCGUGAUAUCAGCGGUUCCGAUUCGCCGAAGGCGAUCGAAUUGGUAGAUGAAUCUGAUUUCGAAAAGCUUCUCUCAUCGGAUAAUCGGAUCUCCAUCACUGGCUUCGGUUCUCUUCUCUCCGAGAGAAGCGCGAGGAGUACUUUCCCGGAUUUGGAGAAUUUCAGAACCGCGAAACUUGAAGGAUUCCGGCGAGUAUUCGCCCACUCUGCUCCGAUCUUCUUCGAGCGCGGGAUCGCAAAUCCUGAAACCAAGGAGAUCUCAAGCUUGAGUGUAGAGCCAUGUGAAGGAGAGAGUCUUGUAGUGAGUGUCUUUGAGAUAAACAGAACAGAGAUUCCGGCUUUCAUACAAAGGGAGCUAGAGUUCCGGUUUCUUGCUGUUGUUCCUGAAACAAUGGAAGGCAAACCUUUCACCAAUUCUGCGGUACUUUGUGGUCGAUACAGUGAUGAGGACUUUUUCCGAAUUAGAUGCAAAGGAAACAAAGAGACUUACUUUCACCAUUACGGAAGAUUCAACAUUGAUAAGAUAUGGCGGGACGACAUCUUACCUUGUCGUCUCUAUCUAAGACACUGUGUAUUGGCAGCUAAGAAUCUGGGAGAUGAAGCUUACAAUAACUUUCUUGAUCACACAUUCUUGGGAGAUAGAAGAACAACCAUCAGAGAGUAUUUAAGCAGCAGGGGUUCUGGAAUCAUGGAAGAAGAACCACCUGAGGCUCUCAAGUCCAGAUAUGGCGGUUGAUUUAAAAAAAAAAAAGAAAAAAAAAACAAUAAAGAAGAUGACUACACUUCACUUUAUUCUUCUAUCAAACUUUUUAAAUCACUGUUUUUGAAAAUACAGCUAUCGAGAUAUAAAACUGGAAAUAUUUUAUGUGU
Messenger RNA from Eutrema salsugineum, 1079 nucleotides. RefSeq lists its product as uncharacterized. Lineage: Eukaryota; Viridiplantae; Streptophyta; Magnoliopsida; Brassicales; Brassicaceae. The record is from RefSeq and is a predicted model, not a curated record. Bases 31 to 945 code for a protein of 304 amino acids. The transcript has 8 exons.